Molecule: messenger RNA, 4289 nt
Organism: Sphaerulina musiva SO2202
Lineage: Eukaryota; Fungi; Ascomycota; Dothideomycetes; Mycosphaerellales; Mycosphaerellaceae
Product: cytochrome P450
Exons: 2
Coding region: 56-1927 (623 amino acids)
Molecular function (GO): iron ion binding; monooxygenase activity; heme binding
Source: RefSeq, a predicted model, not a curated record
CUCGUUCGCCUGCUCACCUCAGUGUAUCGACUAAACAGGUACCUACCAUACCAUCAUGGCAGAUCCGUGGCUCCUCCUGCUCACACUCUCGAUACUUCCUCUUCUCGCCUAUGCUGUGUACUACUCGUUGCUUCCCAAACCGCUCGCGGGGAUCCCAUACCAUCAAGAAGCCACCCGUAGCCUGCUCGGAGACAUGCCGGCCAUGUUGAGUCAUAUUCAACGAACUGGCGAAAUGUUCUCCUGGCUAGGCCAACAAUGUACCGAAUUACAAUCGCCUCUGGUUCAAGUCUUCACCCGCCCACUAUCGAAGCCGUGGCUGGUGUUGUGUGAUUUCCGCGAGACACAAGACAUCCUCCUCCGACGCACCAAAGACUUUGAUCGUUCCUCGUUUACUGCCGAUCUCUUUGCGGGGCUGUUACCCGAUCAUCAUAUUCGUCUGGCGACCGACGACCCAGAGUUUCGCAAGCGUCGACGUCUCGGGCAGGAUUUAAUGACGCCGGGAUUUCUCCAAGCUGUAGCCGGACCACACAUUUACAACAGUGCUAUGAACUUGGUCCAUCUCUGGGAGCAGAAGUUGCAGAUCUGCAAGUCUCGACCAUUCGAUGCUUCGCGGGAUAUCUGCCAUUUCAGCUUGGAUGCGGUUCUGGCCUUUACAUUUGGAUAUCGAGCCGAGCUCAAUGCAACGCAAGCUCAGCUCGAUUACAUGACAUCGCAGUCUGGCCCGACAGCGCUCGAGGGCGAGGAAACGCCAAAAGCGGAUAACGACAGGAAGCCCUUUAAGUUUGACGAAGGCCCACAGAAUGCCGACAUUGAAGCACUCCAGAGUCUUUCCCACAGCCUCGAAACGUCACUGAAGGCGCCUUUCCCGAAGCUUGCUCACUGGUUCCUUCGACAAACGAGCGCGUACAAGCAGGCUCUUCUUCGGAAAGAGAAUCUCAUCUCCCGCAUGGUGCGUGAAGCCGAGAGCCGAGCGCACGACGAGAAGGAGCAGAAGCAUCCUCGUCUGGGCGCUGCAGUCGACAGCAUGGUCCGACGCGAGAAUGAAUUGGCCGAAAGAGAGUCUCGACCACCGGAUGUUCACUCUCGUAUCGUUUCAGACGAGCUCUACGGCUUCCUCCUCGCCGGCCAUGACACCCUCUCAACCUCUCAACUCUGGGCCCUCAAACUCCUCGCCCGCCACCCCACUUCCCAGGAUAAACUCCGCACGACUCUCCAAACCUCCCUGCGCCUCGCCCACACCGAACACCGCUCCCCCACCGCCUCCGAAAUCUUGAAGUUAUCCUGUCCCUAUCUCGACGCGUGCAUUGAAGAAUUAUUCCGCGUCUCGCUGACGACUCCCGCUAUAGUGCGGACUGCGAAGCGCGAUACGACUGUUUUGGGAGGAAGCGUGAGGGUUCCGAGGGGGACGGAGGUGGUUAUGGUUUGGAAUGGGAGUGGAAUGCAGGGUGAGGGGAAAGAGGGUGAGGAGGAGAGGGAGGAUUUUUUGAGGUUUGAGCCGGAAAGAUGGAUUACUACUACUGCAGAAAAUGGAGAGGAGGGGAUAGAAGGGAGAAAAGAAGUUUUCAAUCCGAAUCCGAGUUUUAAAUACGGGGGAGGAGGAGGAGGAGGAGAAGGAGGAGCAACAGCAACAAUGAAAAAUAUGAUCUUCAGUCUUGGACCCCGAGCAUGUUUUGGUCGAAAACUCGCAUAUCUGGAAUUUCGAAUUUGGUUGGUUUUGGUGGUGUGGAAUUUUCGAUUUUUGGGACUUGAUGGAAAGGGAGGGGGAUCAUCGGGAUUGGCAGAGGGAGGGGAAAAGGGGGUGGAAGAUAGAGAUAGGGAUGGGGAUGAAGAUGAAGAUGAAUUGUUGGAUACGGAUCGGGCGUGGGAUCGACUUACGAGAGUGCCUAGGGAAUGUUUUGUUAGGUUAGAGAGGGUUUGUGGUGAGUAAGUAAGUGAGUGAGUGAAUGUUAGUAAUGGAGAUGGAGGAAAAGUUUAAAGAUCUUGUAGACGAUAACUACAGAAAACAAGACAUAUGUACCGUAUGUACUGUUGUUAUCUCGUCACCAAAGAGUGGAGAACACUCAAAAAAAAAGAACAGUUCCUAAUUGACCAUUCAUCCGAUCUAAUCUAUUCAUUCCUCCCACUCCCACUCCCCAUCCCCUAUAUCCUCCAAAUCUGCCCCUCCCACGCCGAAGGGUUCAACUCCAAUGGUCCCCGUAAAAUCCCCAUCCGAGGCCCCCUCCUGCUCCCCUCUUCACCAGGCUCAGGCAAACAAAUCCACUCUCGCACACAACCAGGAACAUCUUCUUUCGAAUGACUCACGACCAACAACGCCUGUUCGGGCGUGAGGCCUCCAAAUGUGAUUUUUCCCAAGCGGGAGAGAAUACAUUUUUGAGGAGCGGCGGCUGCGGCAGCUACUGCGGAAGCGUAAUAAGAAGAUGAUUCUUCAGAAGAGGAAGAGGAAGAGGACGAGGAAGAAGAGGAGGAAGAGUCAGGCAAGUGCAUAGUUUCUCCAUGGGAAAGAUACAACAAAGCUUUUUCUCGGACUCGUUCGUCUACUCCACUUAGUGCUUCGUCGAGAAUGACUAAAUCGGGAGAAGCGACGAUGGCGCGGAGGAAGAGGGCGAGUCGUUGAGAGGAAAAGGACAAAUCGCGAAAGGUGACGUGUUCAGCCCAGAUGAGGUCGGAAUCGUCAGAGGUGUAUUCUGCGAAUGCGUUGAGGGGGGCUUCGGGAUCUCUGGGAGCGGGCUUAGUGAGUGUCUUUUGUAAAGUCUCUAAUAACGUGUCGCCCUCGUGGGAUGGGUGUAAUUCCCGCGUGAACCAUCGCAGUACCGCGUCGACGCGCCGAUCGACAUCUGCGGUGAGUCGCGGUUUCGCCAGAGGGGCGUCGGCCCAGGCGGAUUCGAUGGUCCGGCGGACGGUGAGGUGUUUGGGAAAGAAAGCGUGCACUUCGGGCGAAGAGUGGCCCAUGCGCUGUUGGAGGUCGAAGAGACUGAUGCCGGGUUCGCCGGGGGCGGGAAGGCGUGACCGGCCGAAGAGCUUGAUGGGCAGACUGUAUGUCUGUGGGUGGUCGGAAGUGAUGAGGCUGAGCAUGGUGGUUUUGCCGCUGCCGUUGGGGCCAAAAAUGCCGCAUCGCUGGCCACGAUGAAGAGACCACCAGAGCCCGGACUUUUCGGAACCGUCAGGGCCGGUUUGCGUCCAGUCACCGAGGAUUGUCUUGUCGCCGUACUGGACUUUGACGCCAAGCAUUUCGACCAGGGGCUCGCCCCGAGGGAGAGGCGGGGAUUUCUCGCGGAAGCCAUCUUUGGUGAUGUUCAGUCGCCUCCGGCGUGUGUCUGGGCCUUUGGCCAAUCCCGGUUUCAAGAAGCCCUCCAAGUGCAGAUCCGAAGCGAGCAGCUCACUCUUCGCGCCGUGUGCAGUAACUUCCAGGUCCGAAUUGGCCACGACCAGAUGUGUAAUCCACUCCGGCACACCAUCUUCGGGCCGUAGACUGAUGAUGAGUCGGGGGCUCUGCUGCUCGGCCAAGUCCUUCAGCACAGCAGCCAUAUAUCGCGCUGUGUUGGGAUCCAAUCCCAUGAAUGGACCGUCCAAUAGUAACACUUCUGGUAGUGAUACCAGGGCCUUGGCGAUUCGUGCUCGUCUCGUCUGACCAUUACUGAGAUUUGCCACAGGCAUUUGCAACAAAUUCCGCAGCUUCAAUCGAUCGAGCACAUCUUCCAGUCUGCUUCUCUCGACUGCGCUCGGUUCGUGGUGCAGCGCGUUGAGCUCCGUGUGACCAGUCAAGUAGUCCUGAACGGUAAAGUCGGUUUCCUCCCGUCGGCUCUCAUAUCGCGCACUCAGGUAGGCUCCUCGGACACUCGUGCCGCUGACACUGCUUCCCCGGUCGGCAUCGAAGCCCACGUACUUGAUGGCAUGCUGUGGCGACUGUGAUUGUUCGGCCAGCAGAGGAUAGGUGCGAGCUGCGGGUGGAAUGCAUAUAUGUUGAGCGGCCAGGACUUGCAAGAAGGUGGUCCGGGCCAGAGAUGAAGGUGAACAAACGGCCCAGUAUUGGGGGUUGCCGUCGGGGCCGGUGCGCUCUGGCAGGUGAAAGUCGAGCUUGGCGAAGAGCGGUGGAUUGGUGGAGUCGGAGUCGGUGUUUGUGUCUGUGUCUGUAUUUGCUGGGUAGGUCUGAUAGAAAGUUGCUUGGUCAAUCUUGAUCACGUGUCGUGGAUGUUGAUGGUAUCGUCGACAUUGCGGCGCCUUCAGCGUCAGCCUCGCUCUCACAGCCAGCCGCCUCCACAUCUCCCCCAAUCCCGGACGUGAUAUUCGCU